Molecule: messenger RNA, 1367 nt
Organism: Hypoxylon trugodes
Lineage: Eukaryota; Fungi; Ascomycota; Sordariomycetes; Xylariales; Hypoxylaceae
Exons: 3
Coding region: 98-1288 (396 amino acids)
Source: RefSeq, a predicted model, not a curated record
AUGACAAUAUCACCUUAUAUAAAAACAUAUUCCACCAAGCCAAGGAAAUAGGAAGCUAAGCCACUGUAGCGGCCCGGAGCAUGGGCGUUGAAAGAACAUGGCGGCAGGUAUUCUCGAUACUCAUUCCCAGAGGCUCACUGUCGGCAUAGUUAUAACCUGUCUUGCGUUCUCCAUAUUAUCGUUUGGCCUUCGAAUCUACGCGAGAAGUGCCUCGGCGGCAAAGUUAUGGUGGGAUGAUUAUUGGAUGUGCUUGCCUAUGCUCAUAUGCAUUGCUAUGAGUACGAACGACUUCGUCGGGCUUGUAUAUGGGUCCGGCCAGCACCAAGCUGAUUUAGACGAGGAAACCGUCAUCAAAUUCAUGAAGAAUCUCUAUAUAUAUGAAAUCUUCUGGUCCAUCGGCGUCUUCAGUGUUAAAGUCGGCAUUCUAUUGUUCUAUUGGCGUGUUUUCCAUACGAAAUCUUUCCGCAUAUCGGCCAUUGGCGUUGGAUGCUUCUCGCUCAUGAUCUUUAUCAGUAACUUCUUUUCUUUCGCCCUUCAGUGUACCCCAGUAGCAAGUUUCUGGGAAGGGAAGAUUGAGGAUUGUAUCGACCAAAAUACGUUUUACUCGGCAUCCGCCAUUAUCAACGUCAUUGGCGACGUCGCCGUUCUGGUCCUGCCUCUUCCUGUUGUUUGGAAAUUGAAUACAUCUAGGAGCAAGAAAUGGUCUCUCAGUUUUUUAUUCCUUCUUGGUGCAUUUGUCUGUGUUGCUAGCAUAUUCCGUAUUAUUGGUGUCUAUGAGAUUGAUCCGACCGAUUUCACAUUUAGUAACGUUUCUGGUGGUUUAUGGAGUACUGUUGAAGUCGAAAUAGGUUUUAUAUGCGCGAAUCUUCCGGCAGUUCGGCCCAUUGUGUUUAAGUGGUUUGGGGUUGGUAGCUCGGCAGCCACGUACGCAUCUGGUAGUGCUGGCCCUAGACAAUACGGCGUUUCUAGCAAAGGGGCGGCCCGGUCUGGCCAUAUAAUUCUACGAAGUAGAAAUAAUGAGUCGGGACAGCUGGACUCAGACACAGAAGCGCUCACGAGGCAAGGAAAGGAAGAGGCCAUGAAUCUACCGGAUUCAAGAGAACCAAAUGGUGAAGUACAGGAAGGUCAGGCCUUUGGGCUAACUGAUAUCGUCGUGAAGACGGACAUAGGUGUCUCAAUAGAUGCCAACCAACCGCUGCCUGACGAUAUGGAGCCAAAUCAUUAUGUUCGGAUAACAGCGCCACGUUCCAGGACGGCCAACCUAACGAGUGGCGGGGGAGGUUAUUAAAUAUAUGUCUUCUGUCUACGGGGAGCUUGAAAUAAUGAAAUAAACAUCUCAUAUAAUUAUAUACAUUUGAUAUGCUACA